AAAAAAUGGAAAACCGAGAAUAAGAUGUUCCAGCAACAGAAAACCCAGUCGCAGAAGUAAGAUUGGAAGACAAAUUAAACGAAAUAUAAGAAGUGGGAGAGAAGGGAAUAAAUGAAAUCGAGAAAUACUACAAAAUCACUGGUUCUCCAAUCAACAAUGCAAUUAUUGUUUAGGUCUUGAUUUGUGCUCUUGCUUCAGGGAGCACAGCUCUUGUGAAUUCAUUGGGUCCAGUUCGAUGGUUGAUCAGUCUAAUACCUGUGUUUAACCUAUUAAACUUCAUAAUAUAUGCUGUAUUCUUGGCAUUUUUAUAGUUCGGCAGUCCAUUUUUCAAAAAGGUACAUACAAAUCAUUAACAAUGAAUAGAAACCUUGGAACUUCUUAUUUUUUGGUAUUCACUUCAUUGGAAAGUUUUCAUUCAUGGUAUUUUAUGGAGUAAAUUACCCAUUAAGUAAGUUUGAAGUGUUUUAUUUCCUUUGCGUGUUUGGUUAUUUAUAUGUGUUAGCAUUGGUGAGAAAUAGAGAUGCAGGUUUGAAUGGAGUCGAUUUUACAAUCAAAGGAAACUUUUUCUAAUUAGCCGGUCUAGGAAUAUUUUUGGGUUUCUUCUUGGUAUUCUUUCGUUUAUGAUCAUUAGGCAUUGCUUACAUAAGCAGGUUUUUGGCCAAUGAUUUGGUAACCAAUAGUAGGAGUAUUGUACUUCCUAUAUCUCUUGCUUGAAGUUUAGAGAUUUGAUGGAAGUCUUGAUUAUUUGAGAGAAGGGAAGAAUGCAUUAUUUUUGGGAGCUGCUCAAAUUGAUGCAGAUUUGUUGUGGUUCUGUCCUUUGGCUGUAUUUCACAUAAAGUCAAAAGGUGAGGUUGUUGCAAAGAAACCUGAAGAAUUCGCUUAGGAAGCUAAAGAGGAGACUAAGCAAUUAAUAAAUCCUGAAUAGAAUGCAUGAUUUUAUUAAGAGAAUAAUAC
This is a messenger RNA of Paramecium octaurelia, 954 nucleotides long. The record is from the annotation of a GenBank genome assembly. Lineage: Eukaryota; Ciliophora; Oligohymenophorea; Peniculida; Parameciidae.